GAACAGUGUUGUCCUGAGUGUGGUGACUGCUGUCCAAAUAUCGCCCCAUUCGAUUACUGUUUAGCAUGUGCAGAGUCGUGCAACUGUCGCCUGCCAUCACUGCGCUCGUGCCUUGACCAGACCUGCCCCUCAACCUGCCCCUCUCUUCCUAAUGUGAGUAAAACCCCUGAGUGUGCGACCAAUCAGGGUUUGAAUCACUUGUUCUUACCCCCUGCUUUGUUUCCCCAAAGUGUAACAUGUGGGACCGUGCUUGCACCUGCCAACCCCCAGAAUCUGAGUCCUUCAACUGCCUCUGCUUCGAGAUCAAGUUCAGAUAG
This is a messenger RNA of Coregonus sp. 'balchen', 317 nucleotides long. The record is from the annotation of a GenBank genome assembly. NCBI's taxonomy places the organism in Eukaryota, Metazoa, Chordata, Actinopteri, Salmoniformes, Salmonidae.